UAAAUUUGGCGCGCUGCAGCCGCGCAGCUAGAGGUGGUGAUUGAUCUCCGUGGCCGCCUGUCGUUACGGCCGGCCAACCCAGCUUAGCUGCUUGCCUGCAGCGAGCUCCACAACCAUGCAUGGACAUCUGUGUCGGCUUUGCUUUUCAUAGGAAAGAUGUGGUUGGUGGACCCCUAUUUCCUGGGAGGACGUCUCUCUUCCCCUCCUUAAUCGGCAAGGAGGGCCUACAUACAGGAGGAGACCCUCCUCCCCCAACCCCGACGACGCUCGCCGUCGUCCCCGGCCCCCUCCUCCGAACGCCGCGCGGCUGCCGUACGUGCACCCGGCCGGUGACGGACGGCAGCUGCUACGUGUCAUCCAUACACCGCAGUAUACACUCAUCGGAGGAGGAAUAUAUAUAUGUAUCGUAUAUAGUACAUAUACGUAGUAGGCAAGCAUGGAUCGAUCGGACAUGGUGGACAACAUCGUCGGCGACCGGGUGAUGCCGAACAAGCUGCGCAUCGAGAUCGACGACUCCUCGUCGUCGGACGACAGCGACAGGGAGGAACAACACGAAGCACAGGAUGUGGCCGCGGCGAGGGAGGCGCCCCUGCCCCUGCCCCCGACAGCCAGAAGGCGGCUUCUGUCGAAGCAGCUGUCCAUGAAGGAGACCACCAGGGAGGCCAAGUGGGAGAAGCGCCGGCGGCAGAUACUGCGGCGCAGCGGCUUGGUCUCGGUCGUGAGCAGGGAGCAGCAGGAGGGAGACGACGACGGCGGCAGAGGAUGGCGCAACAAGAGCGCCGUCGACGGACUGCAUCAUGUCGUGAGGGCGUCAUCGGAGCGCGCGAUGAGGUGCCUCACCGACGAGGACCUGGACGAGCUGCGGGGCUCCUUCGAGCUCGGGUUCGGGUUCGACGAGGAGACCGGCGGCGCCCACCUCCGCAACACGCUUCCGGCCCUCGACUUCUACUUCGCCAUCAACCGGCAGCUGUCAGACCCCAAGCUGCGCACGGCGAGCCCCACGUCGACGCUGUCGGCCGUGUCGUCGUCCUCUACGCUCCCCGACACCCCGAGCCCACGCAGCCCCAACGACGCCCCGGCCGCCGGGGUCGACCCAUGGAAGAUCUUCACUCCAGGCGACAACCCUCAGCUUGUCAAGACGAGGCUGAGGCACUGGGCGCAGGUGGUGGCCUGCGCCAUCAAGCACGGCUGCUGAGACUCAGAGAGAGGAUCCACUGGCAUUUCAUCAUCUGAUUGGUAAUCCUGUUCAGUCAACGGAUCAUGCCCUGCCGCCGUUUGCACUCUGUUGUAUAGGUGCUUGAUGUAAGUCGUCAUGUUGUUGUCUAUCAUUCCUCGUGUACAGAAGGAGCUUAGUGCCUAUCGUGAAUUGAUGGUACACCGAUCUACCAUGUUUCGACCACAUAAAACUGCUCCCUUUUCUGCCUGCAAACGAUAGGAGUUCAUCUGCAAAGCAAUUGACAGUUUGCCCAGGAUGCUUGAUCGACAAUCAAUGGUUGCUUACGUGUAAUCCCAACAAUUUAGGAUUUGGCUCAACUGGUUAAUUGCCAGAUACAAGGGCUUACAUAGUUUAGCUGUUCAUUGCAAUUGAAACAGCUGCAAACGAUUAAGUUAUGUUGAUAAUGUGGGUU
Messenger RNA from Panicum virgatum (switchgrass), 1628 nucleotides. RefSeq lists its product as uncharacterized. The transcript has 2 exons. Bases 437 to 1195 code for a protein of 252 amino acids. The record is from RefSeq and is a predicted model, not a curated record. Lineage: Eukaryota; Viridiplantae; Streptophyta; Magnoliopsida; Poales; Poaceae.